Xylaria bambusicola is the source of this 827-nucleotide messenger RNA. RefSeq lists its product as uncharacterized. The record is from RefSeq and is a predicted model, not a curated record. The transcript is spliced from 2 exons. NCBI's taxonomy places the organism in Eukaryota, Fungi, Ascomycota, Sordariomycetes, Xylariales, Xylariaceae. Bases 302 to 625 code for a protein of 107 amino acids.
UAUUGUCUGUAAAGAAACGAAUUACUCCAAGCGCUAAAAAAACUUCGUCUGUCUGAUGCUCAUUCCCAUUCCCGUUUUCACUUCCCUGCCUUUUCUCGCAUUUCUCGCUUAAUUAGUGUCGCAGUGUGCCCUGAAACCCCCGGGUUUACGUCAUUCCUUGUCCCCUGCUCUACCUGUCUGUCUGUCUGUUUUGUUUCUGAGUAUAUGAUGUGUUUACAUAAUAAUGUAUGUGGUGUACGUAAGGCGAGCGAAGUAAGUAAGCUGGUCGGAUGUUUUGCCCCUGGCUCGUCCCGACCGAUGCAUGGCACGUGCGCGUUGUCGCGAACUCAGAGCGAGAAAGUAUCUCGAGAUUUUGAUGUUUAGAUCAACAUUAUAUCGCUCUCGCUCGCUCACUUAUUGUUUUUCUUGCUUGUUGGCUUGUUUGCUGGCCUACUUAACGACCCCCGGACGAGUUGGGGGAGGAAGAAGAGGCAUGGCUCCAGGCGUUAUCAAAGUACUGGACCAUCUGCUGCCCACUCUGACGCUCGCUGGCAUACCCCAUGGCCACGCUCUCGUGUGUCUCCCUGGAGCUGAGGUACUGAUCCAACGGAGUCGGUUUGGUCGAGUGGGAAGGUUUCGAGGAUGAGAUGUACGCCGAGUCUCGGCUUGAGUGCUUGAGGAAUGUCUCUUGGUGCUGCUCUUGCUCGAGUGAGCCAUUUUGUCAAUGCUUUUGAGUGUACGAUGUACCGGUUGGAUGACUAGGUGAGCGUGUGAGUGAAACCACCCCUGGAUUUGUGAUCUUCGUUUCUAAAGAUGUGAUAUCAGGUAAGAGCGAGUUUUCGCGAAGA